This is a messenger RNA of Nematostella vectensis (starlet sea anemone), 3176 nucleotides long. Its product is annotated as sterol 3-beta-glucosyltransferase UGT80B1. Gene Ontology annotation, molecular function: UDP-glycosyltransferase activity. The coding region runs from base 97 to 1476 and encodes 459 amino acids. The record is from RefSeq and is a predicted model, not a curated record. The transcript has 8 exons. NCBI's taxonomy places the organism in Eukaryota, Metazoa, Cnidaria, Anthozoa, Actiniaria, Edwardsiidae.
CUGACCCAGCGUGCACUGCGCGCGUUGCUAGCCGUAGUUCCAUCGUAAAGUUGUUGCACCCGCUCGCCGUGUGACUUCGGCUGAAUUUUCCCAGCGAUGCGAAUUGUUUUCCUCUGCAAAGGCAGCAGGGGAGAUGUCCUUCCGGUGUUCUCUCUCCUUCUCGGCUACAAGAAGUUGAACCCCACUGACUCAUGUGUCCUGGCUACUCAUGCUCUGCACAAGGAAAAAUUUCUAGGCCUUGCCAAUAAACACGGAGUUGAGUUUGUUUCCCUUGAUGACCAAAAUGAUACAAGUGAGGCCUUGAACUCCCUACAAAGAACUGAGCUACAAGUCAGCAGUGGGCGUGGCUUUUCGAACAGUGAGCGCCAGGAUCGUGUGCUAGAGAUGCAUGCUAGUUUGCAUGCUUGCAGAGGUGCUGGUGCCAUUGUGUUCAAUUUGUUUGCUUGUGAAGGCUGGUUCAUUGCAGAAUAUCUAAAGGUGCCAUGCAUUGCUGUCUCCCCAUUUGCAGUCACAAGGACCCCACCUGUCACAUUUGAAAGCAAGUUUGUUGAUGCUUAUCCAGACCUCUAUGAAAGGCUCAGAAAUGCUCCUGAAGGGUGUGUAUCAUAUGGGGAUGUUGAUCACUGGAUGUGGAGACUCUAUCUGGACGACUUUGGCGAGUUCUGUGAAUCCCUUGGGUUACCUGUGUGUCCAAUGGCUGAGGUCCACCCUAGUGACAAGCUUCCUCUUGCCACACCUUUACUGUAUGGGAUCAGUCCGUCCAUCUUGGAAAAGCCAGGAUACUGGCCAGAUAGCGUGUCAAUGUGCGGGUACUGGUUCUUAGACUCACCCAAAGAAGACUACCGUGACAUUGAGGUUCUCCAGCCCACCCUGCUCAGUCCUAAAGUGUCUCUUGAGGACUUUUUUCAAACAAUGGCCGAAGCCAAGGAAAGUCCACUGUACAUUGGCUUUGGCUCGAUGGAGGAGUUAGGCUUUUUCUCAAGUCUGGAUUGUGUGGAGUUGGUUGGCAUAAUAAAUGAAGGUCUUGUGGAAUGUAACAUCAAGGCUUUACUCCACGUGUCUCCCAACUCCUCUUUGCUCAAAGCCUGGGAAAUGGUCCGCAAAAACGUCCUCUACUGUAACAUCUACUGCGUUACCCAGUAUACCCCGCACGCUCAGCUCUUCCCAAAAUGCCUUGCAGUCAUGCAUCAUGGUGGCAGUGGGACAGUCGCCUCUGCUAUCCGUGCCUCUGUACCGCAAAUUGUGUGCCCGUUUAUGUUUGACCAAUCGUAUUGGGCGGAUAAGGUAGCGUGGAUGGGCGUCGGCGAGUCUUUGGGACAUCCCAGAAGCAUUACAGUGACGAGCUUUACGGACGCGCUGCGGUCAGCUUUACAAGACGACGUUUUCCUUUCAGUUAGUAAUUACUCUGAAAUACUUAGAAAGGAAGACGGGGUUAAGGAAGGAGCUUCGAUUCUUUCUAAAGCUCUCCGGAGUUGAUUUGGAUAAUGAGUGUUCUGUGCUAGGACAUCGUCGGUAUAUCAGCGAUGGGUAGUGAGUAGUGUUCGAGUAGAAAGAUGAAACUUUCUGUCUAAAACCUUUGGCUGCUACCCACAAGUGACUGUAAUUGUGUAUAUUUUAUUCUCCAAUUUGGCAAAUUUGUUUAAAUGUUAAGCUGCGAAAAAUAUCUGCUUCCUGAGAGAUAAAUACAAUACACCAAAAACUGGUAUUCGACUCUGCCAAUCUUUCGUCUUUAAUAAGACGUCUUCAGAAAAAGUCUUAUUAAAGACGAAUACCAGUCCUUGGUGUAUUGCUUCCAGAGAGAGGAAGCAACCGUUGAGCGCACUCGUUUUUGCUGCGCCAGUAAUUUUAGAAUUUUAUUGAAAAUGUGUGCUUCCAGUAAAGAUCCACCUCUCCCCGAAGCCGAGAAGAACAUGAAAAUAAAAACGGGGUGGGUGUUUUUAUACCUAUUUCCUGUGGGUUAGACCAUUUUUUUUUUUUUUUUUUUACAACUGGUUUUGGACAAUUUCAGAUGGUGAAAAUCGGGGGGGGGGGGGGGGGGUAGUAGAAAUUUCGCUUGUGUUUCGCGAAUCCGAUGGUAUUUCUCGUAGUUUCAGUUUCGAACAGAAAAAAAUCAAGCAAAGAAAGGUUUUGGUCCCAGUGUAAGGGAGAUACGGAUAUUUUUUGUAAUCACAGAGUUAUUGUGUGGGUGUGUGAAACGUUUUAUCCACUGUGCUGUGAAACAGUUCAUUUAGUAUCUUGUGUAAAAAAAAACAUCUUGCGAAAGAGUCACCCGAUGGUCAGAUGGUGGCUUUUUUGUUCUCUAUCUAUAUUAGUACCAUUUGGUCGUCGAACUGCUAUUUGGCAAUUGUUUUGCCUUUAUCGCGAGCAACGAUUUUGAAUAGGUGUAAAACAAUAAUAUUCCGCCCCUCAAAGAGCCCUGGUCAGCCACACCUUUGUUAUUGUUUUUUUAAAAGCCGCAUUAUGUGCUAAAAUCUCUAAAAAGCCAGCCAUCUAAAAACAGUUUAAUAUCUCAUUUACCAAAUUCAAUCGAAAAUAUCGCAUUGGCCUCCUCAAAUCAGCCGGUGGAAAUGGAUGCUUUUUCACACUUGGUUCUUAGGUAGGAUGACAAAAUGGCGGCUGGCAGAGGCUAUUUGAAAAUGAGGCAUCGUAUAAUAGAGUUAAAUGAGUUGGUAACACCAAGUGUAAGACUCGUGUAAUGAUAAUUAGCACGCUCAAAAUUAUGAUAAAUAAUACAUUCUAUUAAUGUAUUUUAUUUAUAGCUAUAGUUUUAUGUGCUCAAGUGGUUUCUAUUACACUACCUUUCUGCAAUUUACUUUAUAUGACGAUCAACCAUGGCUACCUAUUGUUAUUUGCUCUAUCAUUGUUGAGCACUUCAAAGUGAUGAGGUGGCGUGUUUAGAAGUGCUUGGCUGUCAAAUGGUUAGGAAGGGUUUUGUGGGACGGUAGCCAUCGUGCAGUUUAUCGUAUUCUCGUUCCCAGAGCACCUCGGUCAUGCUUCCCGACACGCAACAACUCUGGGAACGAGAUUGCAGUUUAUCGAUAUUACUUGUAAUAUAGGGUUCGUAUAACAUCGAUAUGUACCGUGACUUCAAAGUGGGAGCCAUUUGAGCACACAAGCAAUCAAAUAUGGUUUAUUUAAUGUUUAGUUUAUAAAUAAUAAAUCGGAUGUUUGAAGUA